AUCGCUAGGCAACAGUUAUUUUGCUAUAAUUCAGUUACCUACCAAAAUCAAGUCGCGCUUGCUUUCUUGCGCUAGAAAGUGAUUUUUAAAUUGACAUCCCAAAGACUGAACCAGUUGAAGAUGACUGACACGGCGCGGGACAAGGCCGCCAGGCUGCUGAGGAAGCAGGGAAGUGUGUCGUCCAUGUCGAGUGGAGACCUCCACGCAAAACAACACAAGAUCGGUUCGAUGAGCACCGUGUCAUACAUGGAUGAGCCUGGUCACGAGGAACACUUCCGACCUCCGAUACGACUGGAGAACACGUACCAGCUGACGCCAAUCAAACGCUUCCCCAACCUCAAGAUCCAGCAGCUGAUCAAGGACAGCAUGGAGGCCUACCUCAGUGAGGAGCGGUACGAACCCGAACUCUGCAGACAGAUGUCGAGGACACUCUCUGAGGUAAUCAAGGCUCGAGUAAAGGAGUUGGUGAUCCCGCGAUACAAGAUUAUCUGUGUGGUACAUAUAGGACAGCUGGCAUCCCAGGGCAUGCGAGUCAGCAGUCGGUGUCUGUGGGACGCGGGCAGUGACACGUUCGCAUCAUUUGAAUACCGCAACAGGUCUCUCUAUGCCAUUGGCUGUGUGUAUGGCAUUUAUUACGAAUAACUGGAAAAACACUUAGGUUCACAGGUCUCCGUGCGUAAUACCCUCGGUGCAAUGGCUUGAAAUAAUAUAAUAUUAUAGAAGUGUCCUUUUACGUGUGGGCUUUAGCUUUCGGUAUUUCAGCAUAUCAACAGUACGCCAAAGAUAUAAGUUAACAGAAUUUACCAUUCAUGCCAGAUUCAUGAUCGAAAAAUAUUUUUUUGUCUUGGAACAGAUGGAAGAUCAAUUUCAGAUUAAUAAUAUGAAGAUAUUUAAAAAAGGAAUAUAUCUUUUACUUAAUUCCAAAUGAGCUAAAAAAAGAAAGAAAAAAUAACUAUCAAUAUCUGAAUAAUGAUAUAAAUUUUUAUUUUUCAUAUGAAACCAACUGUAAUUGAGAUAAAGAAAAAGGGUUGAUUUUUGACACCCAAUAUGAUUUCAAAUAUAAUUUGAUAAAACUUGACUUUGAUAGUUGACUUUGAUAGUUAACGUGAACCAAGAGAAAUGUAUAUCGUCGAUUUUAAGGGUAAAAGGAAAGUAACCCCGACAUGUAUACAACAUUAAUUUUGGUCUGGGUUUAACUACUUUAUUAUAAAGUUAACAUUUUGUGAUAGGGUGAAAUGUUUUCUGCUGAAUAUUUGUAGAUAUAUAUUUCUUCCGGUGAUAUUUGGUUCAAGUAUACAUUGACUGAUUCUAGUAGCCUAAUAUUAUUAUAGUGAUGUAUUUGUUGUUAAGUACUGGUAUUUAUUCUUAAAUUAUAAUUACUAUAGUUAUCCAUGUUUGAUGUUACUUUGUUCUAAUGUUGAAAUAUUAGUGUAAGUUGGUUAAUAUUUCCAUAAUCACGUAUCAUUUUUAUAUAUAUAUAUAUAUAUAUAUAUAUGUUGUGUAUGUACAAAAAUAUGAACAUAAAUCAAAGAUAAUGUGCAGUAAAAUCAUGAAAAAUCAAAAUAAUUGUUUUACAGCAAGAUGAAAACCACAGUAAUUUUGCUUAGUGGAAAAGAUUUGAAUUCUAUUGUUCAAAUGUUAUUUUGUCACAUGCAAUAUAGGCAAAAAGCAAAUUGGAAGAUUUUCUAGUCACACUGUAUGUCAGUAUUUACUAUUGUCAUAUCAUGCCUAUUUUUCAUACCAUUUAGAAAAUCAUGGAAUACUAACAUCUAGGUUUUAUAAUAUUUCACAUUUCUAGAUAGUCCAGUACAUAUAUACCAGUGUAUUGGUAACUAGAUUAAUAUUGUAGGGCAUCAUUGAUAACACCCAGCUUAGAAAAGGUAACACCAUUUCAAAUACGUGGUCCCCACCCACUAUUUCAGAGAACCAGCCAUGCACGGAAUACAGAAAUACAGAUAAAGGUUGACAAGUUUUUCAUUGAAGUUACUGUACUGUACUCCCAAGUAAAUUCAGUGAUACGUGUUGAGGUCCAUAAAUGUUCAGUAUUGAAAAAUAAAGUGUGUCAAUGAGGCAUUCUAACUUGUAUAGAUAUUUCAGUAUGCUUUACACCCCAUUCGAUUCGGUUUCACAAUACAACUUAUAUAUUUAUGGCAAGAAAUAACUUUCCUCAUGUAUAAGGAUGAAGUAGUAAAUGUGGUGUUUGGGCAUUUUUUUAAAUGUAUAAUUUAUAUACAGUAUAUAUUUUGAUUAAAAUGUAUAAAUAUAAUUUUUAUAGUUUAAUAAAAGGCACUGUUCAUGUUUUGUGCACAGAUUCAAUGAUGGGUCACAAAAGACAUUUUCCUACUUGAACUCGAGUAAUUUCUCCUCAGUGCGUAGGUAACUUAAGCUUGUUUUAGUGCUUGAUAGGACAACCUCGCUAAAGUUUUCUUACCAUUAUGUCACUUGGAUUUCGUUAAACUUUAAGAUGUGUAAUAUUUUAUGAUUUACAGUAGUCAUGUUACACCUAAUGACUGUACACACCAAACUUUCCUUGUCAGUAAUGUAAUGUGUGCAGUAUGCAUCAGUUGGUGCACUCAUUUGUCAUGGGUUAGUUUAUUGUAACAUGGUUGAUGUUACUACACUCUGUUUACUCUGCACACAAUACAUGUUAAUUGUGAUGCUUAUCAUCCUGGUCAAACACCACUGAAUCAACAUGCUGAAAACGGAUCCGCUCGCUCCAUCUUUAAAGUUUUCAACUUUUUCUGAUAGCAGAAAAAGUGGGCAGUAGCAAGUGGAAUACUUGAAAUGACUAUUUUAAAUAACUACAGUCACUUCACAAAAUGGGUACAGAGGUGAUUAAAAACUAUUUGCAUGAACUGUCGGUUAAACACUCACACAUAUAUGCAUGCACACACACACACACACACUUGUGGUUUAGUCAUAGUCUAGUAUUGUCAAACAUCUUGUUAUCAGCCUUGAAAUACCUAUAUGCUUUAAAAGAUGGUGGUAUGCGGUAUCUUUGAUAUAAAAUACUGUUUUCACUUUAAGAGUAUAGUAUUAUGUUACCAGGGAGUUGUUUUAGUAUUUAGCAUGUGUACUGGGAAACUGUGUCUCCGGUGUUGUAACAACAGCUGCGGUUUGGUCAAAUCUUCAUUGUUUGUCAACCAGUCUAGUCUGUAGUUUCAAACAUCUGCACAAAAUUAAUGUUCUUCAUAUAUAUAAUUAUUUCUUAAUUAUUGUUUAAAUUGAUUGUUAUCAUGUUUCUGUGUUGAAUAUGCCAUUCUUGUUUGGCUUACUGUCUCCAUGUUUGAUGAAAAGAACAAUUUUAGCUUUGCAUCAUCAUUUGUUACUGUACCAAGAUGUAUCUCAUUCAGAUAAAAAUUAUUGUGAAAAAAGCCCAUGAAGUGUGCUUUUUUUAAAAGCAUUUAUAAUAUUAAUUGGUUGUGUCUUGAACAAAUAUAUUUUAUUGUAAAGUUGUAUUUUUAUUGAAUGUCUUCCUGUUCACACCAUUUAUAUAUCAAUCCACUGUUUAUAAGUUGGCAUGAGCUACCAACGUUAAUCAUGUCAUAGUAUUAAUUAUACAUCAACCACUGUUGAUACGUGAGCAUGAGCUACCAAGGUUUAUUAUGUCAUAGUAUUAAUUAUACAUCAAACCACUGUUGAUAAGUGGGCAUGAGCUACCAACGUUAAUCAUGUCAUAGUAUUAAUUAUACAUCAAACCACUGUUGAUAAGUGGGCAUGAGCUACCACGGUUAAUCAUGUCAUAGUAUUAAUUAUACAUCAACCAGCUACCAAGGUUAAUCAUGUCAUAGUAUUAAUUAUACAUCAACCACUGUUGAUAAGUGGGCAUGAGCUACCAAGGUUAAUCAUGUCAUAGUAUUAAUUAUACAUCAACCACUGUUGAUAAGUGGGCAUGAGCUACCAAGGUUAAUCAUGUCAUAGUAUUAAUUGUACAUCAAACCACUGUUGAUAAGUGGGCAUGAGCUACCAAUAUUAAUCAUGCCAUAUUAAUUACUAGUAUACAUCAAACCACUGUUGAUACGUGGGCAUGAGCUACCAAGGUUAAUCAUGUCAUAGUAUUAAUUAUACAUCAACCACUGUUGAUAAGUGGGCAUGAGCUACCAAGGUUUAUCAUGUCAUAGUAUUAAUUAUACAUCAACCACUGUUGAUAAGUGGGCAUGAGCUACCAAGGUUAAUCAUGUCAUAAUAUUAAUUGUACAUCAAACCACUGUUGAUAAGUGGGCAUGAGCUACCAAUAUUAAUCAUGCCAUAUUAAUUACUAGUAUACAUCAAACCACUGUUGAUAAGUGGGCAUGAGCUACCAAGGUUAAUCAUGUCAUAGUAUUAAUUGUACAUCAAACCACUGUUGAUACGUGGGCAUGAGCUACCAAGGUUAAUCAUGUCAUAGUAUUAAUUGUACAUCAAACCACUGUUGAUACGUGGGCAUGAGCUACUAAGGUUAAUCAUGUCUUAGUAUUAAUUAAUGAAGUGAGACAAACAUUAGUUAUCUGCCCUUUUGGUAAGUGGGCAUGGGCUACUGAUGUCAUGUAAUAGUAUUAAUACUGGCCUCAACAACCAGUUCUGUCUGAAUCAUGUGCAUUUUCUGUAGAUAUUAAUGUUAAAAAGAAAACCUAUUUUCAGUAUCAAAUUGGGUAAAUUUAAUAAUUUUGUAAUGCGUAAAUUUUUCAGUAUUCUCUUUUUAAGUGUUUGCAAACUGCUAGCCAUUUGUCCGAUAAAGAUGUUUAAAUUGUGAUCAAAAAGCUUUGUGUAAAACUAGAUUUCUUUGUGAAGUACCAUAUAUGUUUAUUUGAUGUUGUAAACUAAAGUAGUGGACAUUACUUGAAAGUUCAUGUGGUCCAAUAUAAUGAAAGAGUUUGAUAUGUUGUUGACCAAGUAGAAUAAAAUUCAGACGUGUCUAAGUUUCAAGACUAAAAUUAAGACCUCUACUAUUCAGCCCGGAGAAGUAUAUGCAUUUACCGUUUAUUGUAACACUCCCCAACCAGAUAGAUGGUUCUCUGUUUCCUUUAAACGGUUGUUUACAGUCAUAUAUUCUAUUUUGUACUGACCCUGUUAUCAAGAUCGGUUUGUUAUUUUUUGAAUGUAUAUUUUUGUAUUACUUGGUGUAACUCUAUUGUGCAUCCAUAUUUGAAAAUAAAUGUAUAUAUUCC
This is a messenger RNA of Gigantopelta aegis, 5147 nucleotides long. Its product is annotated as dynein light chain Tctex-type 5-B-like. The transcript is spliced from 4 exons. The coding region runs from base 121 to 642 and encodes 173 amino acids. Gene Ontology annotation, molecular function: dynein intermediate chain binding. Gene Ontology annotation, cellular component: cytoplasmic dynein complex; cytoplasm. Lineage: Eukaryota; Metazoa; Mollusca; Gastropoda; Neomphalida; Peltospiridae. Gene Ontology annotation, biological process: microtubule-based movement. The record is from RefSeq and is a predicted model, not a curated record.